AUGGCGAACAAGUUGCCCAUGGUGGCGCCCCUGUACCUGCCCGGACGCGAACCGCUGCCGCCGGGCAUCACAGAAGAUGACCGCGAACAGAUGAAGCAGGCCCUAAAGUACCAGCAAUACAUCGUGUCUGCGAUGGAAUCGUGUGUUGGCAAAGCCGCCAUCUCCGGUGUGAUCGGAUUCGGGUUGGGCGCCUUCUUCAGCCUGAUGAGCGCUUCUCUGGCAAUAGACGAUCCCAUGCGCCAGACCAUGAUCGACCGGGCGGCAUUUGAAAAGGCCAAGCGCCUUGAGAGCGAGGCCAAGGGCGCUGCCGGGUCGGGUUCGACGGCAGCGGCUCGGGCGGGCGCGCCUGCACGCGGCGCUGCCACGGCGCCGCUGCCCCUGGCCGCGGCGGCCCCGUCCAGUGCAACGCCGACAUCGCACUCGGCUGGCCCGAGUACCGGCUCGAUCCUGUCUAAGCUGCCCCGUGGCGAGUACUUCAAAAACUUGCCGCCGCCGCCGCCGCCGCUGCCGGCCACAUCUAUGCAAAGCACCAAAGAGUUCUUUAUACAGACAGGGCGCAGCAUGUACAGCAGCGGGCGCGGCUUUGGAAAAGUCGGCGCUCUGUACUCGGGCAUCGAAUGCUGCAUCGAGAGCUUCCGCGCGAAGAACGACAUUGUGAACCCUGUGGCUGGUGGCUUUUUAGCGGGCGGCAUUCUUGCGCGGAACACGGGCCCGCAGACGGCCUUCGGGAGUGCGAUCGCAUUCGCUGCCUUCAGCGGAGCCAUCGACAUGUUCCUGCGGCGCGAGACCUCGGACGAAGACUGA
This is a messenger RNA of Malassezia sympodialis ATCC 42132, 804 nucleotides long. RefSeq names its product translocation channel protein TIM22 (gene TIM22). NCBI's taxonomy places the organism in Eukaryota, Fungi, Basidiomycota, Malasseziomycetes, Malasseziales, Malasseziaceae. The record is from RefSeq and is a predicted model, not a curated record. Gene Ontology annotation, molecular function: transmembrane protein transporter activity. Gene Ontology annotation, biological process: protein insertion into mitochondrial inner membrane. Gene Ontology annotation, cellular component: TIM22 mitochondrial import inner membrane insertion complex.